Molecule: messenger RNA, 3452 nt
Organism: Brassica rapa (field mustard)
Lineage: Eukaryota; Viridiplantae; Streptophyta; Magnoliopsida; Brassicales; Brassicaceae
Product: probable protein phosphatase 2C 41
Biological process (GO): protein dephosphorylation
Molecular function (GO): protein serine/threonine phosphatase activity
Source: RefSeq, a predicted model, not a curated record
AGAGGUUACAAGAAUUAGCUGAAAUGAUAGUAAAUCAUUAAAUUGAACUUCUUUUUGAAAAUAUGAUUAUAUUUAUACGGGUUUGAAUUCGGAUGAAAACGUGGAAACUAGUAACAAUCCAAGCAGAAAUUAUUAAACUACAGUAUAUGUAAAUCAGUGGCCUGCUUUGUUAGUUUCUUCAUCAAAUUUGUCAGUUUGAUUCACAGAGUCAGUAUGAAUACUGAUUCUGUUUGUUUGAUGACAAAAAAAAAAGUAAUUUACUAAAUUAUAUGUAUUUCUUAUUCCAAUCAGAAAUUACUAAACUAUAUGUAAAGUCAGGAGAAUUUCAAGAGAUGACAGAUUUUUUUUGGGACUCAUUUGUUUCUUUCAAAGAGUGCUUUGUUAGUUACUUCAUCAAAUUUAUUUGCUUAAUAAUAUUUAGUAAAUGAUAUGUAUAUCAAUUUUGUUUCAUCCUCUCCCAAAUAGUAAUUCGAUUUGGAUUGCUAAUCUGCUCCAUUGUGACCAUACAUUUAUCAUAAUUCUAUGUAGCGCAAGAUAAUUUAUAUUAUCUCUUUCCAUAUUUUUUGUGUAAUAAUUAUUCAAACUUAAUUUUAAAUUUAAACUCGUAAGCACUGGUAUCCCUAUGGAUUACCUAAGAAAUCUAGCCAAGUGGACAUGUAUAAAAUCUAACAUAUGCACUAGGGCGCAUAUAUAGUUAGGCAUAGAUCAUAGAUUAACAAAGUUGAUUAUUAAAUCGCAAGGGAAAGCAAAGGAAAAGGUCAAUUAAAACUCCAAAUAACAUAUUAACAUGUGAUUGUAUUUUUUUUUUUUGAAACGCUAACAUGUGAUUGUAUAUACACACCUAAUAACAAACUAAUCCAGUCUCAUGUCUUGAUUGCAUACAUAUACUGUAUGUAUAUAUUCCAUUUGAUUUGUGUAUAUAUAUGAGUAUAUGACGCAAACAUCUUGCAACUUAUACCACUUUGUGUUUAUACAUGUACUGUAUAUCGUAAAUUCGUAACGAUGUCGUGUCUAUUUUAUUUUUGGCAUGUUAUUACAUAAUUUGAAUGAUAGGAACGUAUCGUCUGACUACGGUGUAAUAAAAUAAUUUCUUUUCUUUUCUUAAAGAUAAGAGUUGUUACGGAUCAAAGGCACUGGCCAUUAGCUUUUAGAUUCGAGAGUCUCUCACAGCCUCAACUUUUAUUAACAAGUGCUUAUUGUUUAACAAACCCCCACAUGAUAUCAUUUUAUAUUUCCACCACAUUCAAUAAUAUACUGAUUUCUUCCACAUCCACAUUUAAUCAAGAGUUUUUACUAAUUUAAAGCAUAUACAUCUCUAUCAUAAUGAGGUAUAAGCGACUAUAAUCUAUUCAUUUGUCGGUCUUAAACUGUAUUAUAUGUGGUGAUAAAGUUUCAUUGGUUUAUUCACUGUGGUUGUUGCAACGCUUUUUUGUUGCAUCCGAGUCAUUUGACCCCAAAAUUAACAUAUGUGACAUGUCCAUUUUCUUCAAUUUGAUGAUUGCGUUGAAAUGACAUCUUCACGGCUCUCACGCCUCUCACGCCUAACACUUCCAUAACAAAUGCAUUAGCCAAUAUGGCAAUAUAUGCAUGUAUAUAUAUUAUAGAUGUUGUAUAUAAACAAUCUUUUAAUCAUACAUAUACCAUUCUCUUAGUCUAAAAUACACCUUUAUAAAUAAAUAAAAAAUACACCUUAUACACCCUACAUGUAUUUUCGGCUGUAGUACAAUAGCUCGUGUAUGUAACUCGUUUACGAGUUCUAUGUUCGUGUAAUUAUUAUUUUUCUUCGUGUAAUAUAUUGUUUCAGCCUUGCAUAUGUAAAAUAUAUGUUGAAUUAUUUUAGACUAUUUUCUUCAGAUGUAUUUUUUCAUGGUUUAUGUUGUUACGCUAUUUCUAUGUAUAUAUACUGAUAUACAUUUGAGUUCGAACGUGUUAAUUCUUAAUUUCAUAAGUCCUUUUAAUUAUAUAGGACAUGAUACGUUUUAUCAAUAUUUUAACUUUGUUUUACCAAUGGAAUAUACAUAUACGUUUCCUUAACCUAACCAAAUAAAGCCAUUUGUUAUAUUGUUAUAGCCUUCAACUAUAUUAAAUAAAAAUGUCGUCAACUUUAUGCUUAGCAUAUACGUUUCCUCGUCGACAUGUAUUUAUACGUGUAUAUGUAUAAUAUAAUAAGGAUUAGAAUAGUCGAAGGAGAGAAAGACAAAGAUGAUGAGUCACAGAGACGAUUCACCAGCGUAUAAGUAGUUAAUCCAGAAAAAGUAAAAGUAUUCAAUAGAGAAACUACGGCCAAGAAUAUUCACCGGAAAUUUGGAUCGUUAGAGCACUAGAGAAUGGUGCUUUUGCCUGCAUUUUUGGACGGUUUGGCAAGAAGUGUAUCGAUGAAGAAAGGAAAAUAUUUAUCUGAAAAUGAAGAUGGAGGUAAAGAGAUCGCAAAAUCGAUGAUGAAAAAUUCCAAGAAGAACUCGACUUUGCUAGGUUCCUCGGGCUUUGUUAGCUCCGAAACUUCCAAGAGAUUUACCUCUAUAUGUACUAAUAGAGGUGAGAAAGGAAUCAACCAAGAUCGUGCCAUUGUUUGGGAGGGUUUUGGAUGCCAAGAAGACAUAACAUUUUGUGGGAUGUUCGAUGGACAUGGACCAUGGGGACAUAAGAUAACCAAAAGAGUAAAAAAGUUAUUUCCAGCUUCACUGCUUUGCCAGUGGCAACAAACUCUUGCAUCCUUAUCAUCUUCACCGGAAUGUUCCUCUCCGUUUGAUCUUUGGAAGCAAGCUUGCAUGAAAACAUUCUCUAUCAUCGAUCUUGAUCUCAAGAUCCAUCCAUCCAUUGAUUCUUACUGCAGCGGCUGCACCGCUCUCACCGCCAUCUUGCAGGGUGAUCAUCUUGUUGUAGCAAAUGCUGGUGACUCAAGAGCAGUAAUAGCAACAACUUCUGAUGAUGGAGUCGGUUUAGUGCCGGUUCAGCUAUCAGUUGACUUUAAACCGAACAUUCCAGAGGAAGCAGAACGGAUAAAACAAUCGGAUGGACGGUUGUUUUGCCUAGAUGAUGAACCGGGAGUGUACCGGGUAGGCAUGCCAAAUGGCAGAUCGCUUGGUUUAGCUGUCUCAAGAGCGUUUGGAGAUUACUGCCUUAAAGACUUCGGUUUAGUCUCUGAACCGGAGGUGACAUACAGAAAGAUAACCAGCAAGGACCAGUUUCUCAUCUUGGCAACCGAUGGGAUGUGGGAUGUGAUGAAAAAUGAUGAAGCAGUGGAGAUAGUAAGAGGAGUGAAAGACAGAAAAAAGAGCGCAGAGAGAUUGGUAAAGAAAGCUAUGAUGCUUUGGCGUAAGAAGAGAAGCAGCAUCGCCAUGGAUGAUAUCUCUGCUCUCUGUCUCUUCUUUCACCCUUGUUAAUUUAAUUCUUCUUUAACCUCUAAUAAGUAAUAACACAAACAUAUCAAUGUUUUCAGCUUUGACAACAAA